AAAAGUUAUUUACAUUAUUAUCAAUUAUUUUAGCUUAUUAUUAAUUUAUUUCAAUAAUAAUGGGGAAAAAUUAUGAUUUCAACAUUGCAGAAAUUUCAAAUGACGCUAAGGAAGCUACUAAAUGUAUAGUUGACUUGUUAAUUAGUACUAUCUACCCGUUGAUGCUUAGCAUUCGGAGCGAAUUACAAAAUUAUGAUGGAGUUCUUCAACAAGACGAAAUUUCCAAAUUACAAGAUGUGUAUACACUGUGUUCAAGUCAAAUAAAAAAAUGUCUUCACACUUUGUUUGAUGUCUUCAAAACAGAAUAUCAUCAAGAUAUAUUUCUGCAUGAAACACGACAGUGUACACUAGAGAGAUUAACCUGGUGUAUAAACAGGCUAAAAUGUUUGAGAGAAAAAUUAAAUAUUUCAAAACAAGGAAAUCCUGAAGAAUUUUGUGAUGAUACCAUGCUGAUCUCUCCUAUGUACUUUGUUAACUGGAUAGACCAUACAUUUGAGGUCCUAUCAAAACUGGCUGAAGCAAUUUACAAGACUGAUCAUAAAGACAAUAAGGAUCUCUUUGAGCAGUGGAAAUGUGAUGUAGUUGAGUGUGUGAGCACACUACACACAUCCCUGGAUGAACUACUGUUGUCUGCCAUGACCCUGUGUAAAUACUGCCUGCCGUCUGACCAGCUCAUUGUCAAAGCUCGUUGCCAAGUGGUCCUCCGUGAAACCAAGGCUCUAUUAAGCGAAUUAAUGGACGGAGAUAUCAACUCUGGCAUAAAACUGACACCAGAGUCUCUCAAGCUUCCAAUAAUGCCAUCAAAUGUGAAUGUGCUUAUUGAUGUACUGAAAGAUGUGUUAUAUGUUCUGGAAACAAACACUAAUACAGCUUUAUUGACUUUAGUAGUCCACUGCUUUAGUUAUAGUAUGUCUCCAGUUGACAUGUUGAAGGAGCACUUCUAUAAUACUAAGGGUACAUGUUCUUGUCAUGUGAAAAGUGAUGAUGAAGUAACUGCGGACUGUUCAUUUGUGAAGGACUUCGAUCUUUAUAAUGAGAGGCUGCUGCAAAUUGGAUCGUUUGCAGUGUCAUGCUCUUCUGAUCAAAAUAGGAUCCUAACUCUUCGUAGUGGUUUAGCCAGCCUGGAGGCUCUCGACCCUCACCUGGUCCCGGCGCUGAUGCUGUCACCAGACAGUCUUCACGCCAGGCUACUGCUGGACUCCUGGCGGCAGGAAGUACAGGAGAUCAGGGACAGCAUCUUCUUGAUUGUAGAUCCAGCUGCUUUUGCCGAGAAAUCCAAACAAAUGAUGCACCAGUUCAUACUGGACCUCACCAAGGAGUCUGGUUACGACAAUGCUCGUGUGUGUUCAAUAAUAAACAUAGGCUGCGUAGUUCUCAAGUUCUUUGCUGUUUACGAAAUGUAUGAGCCCGAUGCUUUGACACAUCAUGAGAAAUUAGUGCCUUUACUCGCUGAUUUGGAUAAAGUACAAUUGGAAUGUAAAAUUGUAAGCAACUUGCUUAGUACCGGUGACGAUUUCGUGUACGAUGUAAAGAAAAGUAAGAACAAAGAAGUCUCAAUCGAUCAGCUUAUAAAACGUCUUAAACUUCUCUAUACAUUGGUCAGUAGAUUAAACUCGCUGUUGCAUCCGAAAGACAACGAAGAGCUCUUUGAUUGUGACGCGGAAGACGAGGUUCCUAUAAAGAACAUGACUCACACAGUUCUCCGUAAAAAUGGCAACACAUACGACGUACACUCACCAAGAAAGCCAUCCAAUAUAUCUCGAAGCAUCUUCGCUAGAACUACAAACAUAAGAUCGUCUACAAAUAAAUUUCCGCUACAGAAAUUGACUAAACAUUUGAAAGUCAAGAAGGGCGUAGAACUCAGCUUCUCCGUCCAGUUGGAUGAGCUUUUCGAUCUGUCGGAAGUCAAAAGCAAUAAUAAAACGGAAGUUUUUGCGAACAAGCAUCUGGAGUCUGUCAGAGAACAGUCGGUAUUGUACAAGUUCUCGCCUCAAAAACGGGCAUCCUUGAGAAAAGCGGUGCUCAGCAGACGUCACAAAUUGCCUUUUGAUUCGGAACUCGAGGGCAAGCGUGUGGAAGAUGUCGAGAGCUCUGUCCGCUCCGAAAAAGGAAGCCUUAUCGAUGAAGCAACUAGUUUGCAAAUAACAGACAUCCUGAGUCAGAUGACCAAUUUGACGCACGCGUUUUCUAAAAAGUCAGAGUUAGCUGAUGCAACGUACAUUCAUCCGAAAGAUGACAGAUUUGGUCAAAAUCGUGGGGCCAAUUCUAAUGUAUUGAAAAUUGAUAUCAAUACGAAUACGACUGUUAUGAAGCGUGUUUGGAACAUUCCAGUUAACGUAAGCAUGAUGGAAAUGCCUCUCGAUGAUAGUGCUGGGACGGCGGCGUCUAAUGUGACUCAACCAUCGAAUGUGACUACUUUAGAGAGAAUCAACGAUAUAGAUUUGGUUGAAACCAAGCUGAACAGUCUGAAAAGCAUGGAACUGGAAACCAGUUUGUGAAAUCGAAAUUAUUGUUAUACCGUUUUUUCAAAUAGCGUAGUUAUAGUUUUAAAAAGUAGGUAACACUCUUUUAUAAAAGUAAGUAAAUCCGUCCCUCUCUUUUAAGUGGAUACAUUUUAUUGAUGAACUAUAAAUCUAUUUUAGCGAUAUACUUAUUUUAAGAAAAUAAAUGAAUCGAAUUUUCAA
Pectinophora gossypiella (pink bollworm) is the source of this 2684-nucleotide messenger RNA. Its product is annotated as serendipity locus protein alpha-like. The record is from RefSeq and is a predicted model, not a curated record. Gene Ontology annotation, biological process: cell migration; cellularization; cell-cell adhesion. Bases 60 to 2498 code for a protein of 812 amino acids. The transcript is spliced from 9 exons. Gene Ontology annotation, cellular component: cytoplasm; adherens junction; membrane. Lineage: Eukaryota; Metazoa; Arthropoda; Insecta; Lepidoptera; Gelechiidae. Gene Ontology annotation, molecular function: beta-catenin binding; actin filament binding.